Molecule: messenger RNA, 4336 nt
Organism: Ricinus communis (castor bean)
Lineage: Eukaryota; Viridiplantae; Streptophyta; Magnoliopsida; Malpighiales; Euphorbiaceae
Product: DExH-box ATP-dependent RNA helicase DExH11
Exons: 23
Coding region: 155-4237 (1360 amino acids)
Biological process (GO): nuclear-transcribed mRNA catabolic process, 3'-5' exonucleolytic nonsense-mediated decay
Cellular component (GO): Ski complex
Molecular function (GO): RNA helicase activity; ATP binding; RNA binding
Source: RefSeq, a predicted model, not a curated record
UAAGAAGUGGGAAAAAGUGUUUGUUUUUUUUUGGUUCUUUAAGGCCUAGUGUUCUUCCUCACUGUUAUUUAGACACUCAAUUUUAGAACCCGCGAAAAUCCAUGCCACUCUUCGAAUCAAAACCAGAAGCAAUUACAAUAGGAGCAAAACGCCCAUGAAUCGGAUCCAAGCUACAAACGAGCUCUCUUUCCGUGUCGGGUUUUCCGGUUAUAGUGGCCAUCUCAGAGUGGAGCCUCUCUCCACCGUAGAAGGCCGCACCGACCCUGUCAAGUCACUUCCCGAUUUUAUCCUUCCUCCUGCCUUUCCUAGGGAGACACGUGAAUCAAUAAAGGAGUACAUAGAAGAGGAAUAUCUUUUGCCGAGAUUAGACUCUGAUGUGUUUUCGCCUGAAAAUGCUGGAAGGCAGUGGGAUUUUGAUUGGUUUGAGAAGGCAAAUGUGCUGCUCAACCCCUCAUUGCCACGUGCUGUUGUUGUUCCAACAUGGGAGUCACCAUUUAGACGACAAAAGUCAACAUCUGAACAAGGAAUUUGGGAGCCAAAAUCAGUACAGAUGGACGUGUCAGAAUUAAUAGCUCAAGAUUCCAGUUCUUUACCACGCAUUGCUGGACCUGCAAAGGAUUUUGUCAGAGGAAGCAUCAAUAACCGUCCUUUUCGUCCAGGAGGUUUGGAUGAUUCUCAAUCAUUAGAGAAAAUUCUUCCUGCUGGCGCCGCAAAUGGUGAAUGGUUACGUGAAGUGCUGAAUGGCGGGCCAGUUCAAUCCAUUCCUCCGAGCCUUAAGAAAGGAUUAGAUCUUGGUGAUCUUAAGGCGUACCCGUCCUCCUGGAAUGUGUACAAGGACCAAAAUCCAUCCGAUACUGCAUCAAGAGAAAAGUUGAAUGAGUUGUCUGUACAGUUUGAUGACUUGUUCAAGAAGGCAUGGGAGGAGGAUAUUGAUGCAGAAUAUGAGGAAGAUGGUCAUUCGUCAAAGGACGAGUAUCUGAAGUCGGAUGUUGAUGUUGUGCCAGAAGUUCACUUGUUAAAAGAUGAGUCUCGAAAGUCUGAUUCUGAAGAGAGCAAAAUUGAUAUUCAAGGAAGUGUAUUUGAGACAGAAGUGUCUGUGUUGGAUGAGAUUUUGUCUGUGGAUUCAGGUGGAUUGACAUCAAGAUCUGAUGGAACUGGUGAUGGUGGUGGCCACAAGGAGAAAAAGGGCUGGGCUCUGAGCGGCAAUAGUGAAUGGAUUGCAGAACACUUCUAUCAACUACUUCCUGACACAGCACUUGAUUUUCCUUUUGAAUUGGAUACUUUCCAAAAGGAGGCUAUUUAUUAUUUGGAAAAGGGAGAUUCUGUUUUUGUGGCAGCGCAUACCUCAGCUGGGAAGACAGUUGUGGCAGAAUAUGCUUUUGCUUUGGCAUCGAAACAUUGCACCAGAGCUGUCUAUACUGCUCCUAUUAAAACUAUCAGCAACCAAAAGUAUCGGGAUUUUUGUGGGAAAUUCGAUGUUGGCCUUCUCACUGGCGACGUGAGCUUGAGGCCAGAGGCUAAUUGUCUUAUCAUGACCACUGAAAUACUGAGGUCAAUGCUUUACCGAGGUGCUGAUAUUAUAAGAGACAUUGAAUGGGUAAUAUUUGACGAAGUUCAUUAUGUCAAUGAUGCUGAAAGAGGAGUUGUUUGGGAGGAAGUUAUAAUCAUGCUUCCGAGGCAUGUUAAUAUUGUUCUACUUUCAGCCACGGUACCCAACACAGUUGAAUUUGCAGACUGGAUUGGUAGGACAAAACAAAAGAAAAUUCAAGUUACUGGAACUACAAAAAGACCGGUCCCAUUGGAGCAUUGCCUAUUUUAUUCUGGAGAACUUUACAAAAUAUGUGAGAAUGAAACUUUUAUACCUCAGGGAUUGAGAGUUGCUAAAGAUGCACACAAGAAAAAGAAUACAAGUGCGGUUAGCAGUGGGUCUUUAGCAUUGCGGGAUGGGGCUCAUGGUAAAAAACGUGAAUAUCUCAAUCGUAACAAACAGAAUAAGCAUUUUGGUUCACAAAAUGCUGGAAGCUUCUCUGGGACCAGCUGGGGAAAUCAAAACAAUGGGAAUGGCCAAAACAACUGGGGGUCAAGGAGGUCAGAGGCUUCCUUAUGGUUGCAGCUUGUUAACAAGCUCUCAAAGAAAUCUCUUUUACCUGUAGUCAUAUUUUGUUUCUCAAAGAAUCGGUGUGAUAAAUCAGCUGAUGGUAUGUCAGGGACUGACCUCACUAGCAGUUCUGAGAAAAGUGAGAUCCGUGUAUUUUGUGAUAAAGCCUUUUCACGACUAAAGGGAUCUGACCGGAAUCUACCUCAGAUUGUCAGAGUUCAGAGUCUGCUUAGGAGAGGGAUUGGUGUACAUCAUGCAGGACUGCUUCCAAUUGUUAAGGAAGUGGUUGAAAUGCUUUUCUGUCGUGGUGUCAUUAAGGUACUGUUUUCAACAGAGACAUUUGCUAUGGGGGUGAAUGCCCCUGCUAGAACGGUUGUAUUCGAUACAUUAAGGAAGUUUGAUGGGAAGGAAUUUAGACAAUUGCUUCCUGGAGAAUACACUCAAAUGGCAGGUCGUGCUGGCAGAAGAGGACUUGACAAAAUUGGUACUGUCAUCGUGAUGUGCCGUGAUGAGAUCCCUGAUGAAAGGGAUUUAAAACAUGUUAUAGUUGGAAGUGCUACCAGGCUUGAAUCUCAGUUUCGGUUGACUUAUAUUAUGAUCUUACAUCUCCUCCGUGUCGAGGAAUUGAAGGUAGAGGAUAUGCUGAAAAGAAGCUUUGCUGAGUUCCAUACUCAAAAGAAACUUCCUGAAACUCAACAGGUUUUGAUGCGAAAGCUUGCUCAGCCGACCAAAGCAAUCGAGUGUAUAAAAGGCGAACCAGAUAUUGAAGAAUACUAUGACAUGUUUUUGGAAGCUGAGGAAUAUAGUAAUCAGAUAUCAGAGGCAGUUAUGCAAUCCUCUGCUGCACAACAAUUUCUUACACCUGGAAGAGUUGUGGUUGUAAAGUCACAAUCAGGACAAGACCACUUACUUGGAGUUGUUGUAAAAGGACCAUCUACGAGUAUGAAGCAAUACAUUGUGUUAGUUUUGAAACCUGAUUUGCCAUCAUCAACGCAGAUUUCCAAUUUGCAAGAUAAAAAGAGUGGUGAUAUUCCCAAAGCUUAUUUGCUUAUGCCAAAAUCAAAACGUGGUGAAGAAGAGUACUUCUAUUCUACAGCUUCUCGCAAAGGAUCAGGUGCUGUCAACAUAAAAUUACCAUACCAAGGCACUGCUGCUGGUGUCAAUUAUGAAGUUAGAGGAAUGGACAAUACAGAAUUCUUAUGCAUAUGUGCUAGGAAAUUAAAGAUCGACCAGGUUGGGCUUCUUGAGGAUGUAAGCAAUACAGCUUUCUCUAAGACAGUUCAACAGCUGUCAGAACUGAAAUCUGAUGGAAAUAAGUACCCUCCCGCCUUAGAUCCGCUAACAGAUCUGAAGAUGAAAGAUGUGAAUCUUGUGGAGGCAUACAAAAAAUGGACUAGCCUGUUGCAAAAGAUGGCAAGGAACAAGUGUCAUGGAUGUAUAAAAUUGGAGGAGCACCUGAACUUGGCAAAAGAGAUAAAGAAGCAUAAAGAUGAAAUUGAUAAACUAAGGUUUCAAAUGUCGGAUGAAGCACUACAGCAGAUGCCAGACUUUCAGGGCAGGAUAGAUGUUCUGAAGGAGAUUGGUUGUAUAGAUGCUGACCUUGUUGUUCAAAUUAAAGGCCGGGUUGCUUGUGAGAUGAACUCAGGAGAGGAGUUGAUAUGCACAGAGUGUUUAUUUGAGAAUCAACUUGAUGACCUGGAACCAGAAGAAGCAGUGGCAAUUAUGUCUGCCUUUGUCUUUCAGCAGAGGAACACUUCUGAGCCUUCUUUGACACCCAAGCUGUCCAAAGCUAAGAAGAGAUUGUAUGAUACCGCAAUUAGACUCGGAGAGCUGCAAGUCAAAAACAAACUACAGAUAAACCCUGAGGAGUAUGCACAGGAGAAUCUGAAGUUUGGACUUGUGGAAGUUGUUUAUGAGUGGGCAAAGGGAACUCCAUUUGCGGAUAUCUGUGAGCUUACUGAUGUUCCUGAAGGCUUGAUAGUCCGGACCAUUGUCAGACUGGAUGAGACGUGUCGCGAGUUUAAAAAUGCUGCUUCUAUUAUGGGAAAUUCUUCGCUCUACAAGAAAAUGGAAGCUGCAUCCAAUGCAAUAAAACGCGACAUAGUUUUUGCAGCUAGUUUGUAUAUUACAGGAGUGUGAUUAUUUUAGAGCCGGAACGAAUUCAUGAAUUAACCUACAAUUGUAAAUUAAAGCACAUUCUUGUCUUAUUAGUCAAUUUAUCAUGUUUUUUCUCGUGCA